This is a messenger RNA of Pelobates fuscus (common spadefoot toad), 547 nucleotides long. Its product is annotated as glutaredoxin-1-like. NCBI's taxonomy places the organism in Eukaryota, Metazoa, Chordata, Amphibia, Anura, Pelobatidae. Gene Ontology annotation, molecular function: glutathione disulfide oxidoreductase activity. Gene Ontology annotation, cellular component: mitochondrion. Bases 99 to 419 code for a protein of 106 amino acids. The transcript has 3 exons. The record is from RefSeq and is a predicted model, not a curated record.
UCUAUCCGGCUCAGUUACACAGAGCUGUGUGAGCCACACUUAUAAAACCCUUCGCUCUUUCAUAAUUCCUCUCGUAAGGGACAAAGAAGUUAAAAGAAAUGGCCGAGAAAUUUGUCCAAAGUAAACUUAAAGCUUCUAAAGUAACAAUGUUUGAGAAGCCGUCCUGCCCGUUCUGUGUCAGGGCGAAGGCGAUUUUGAAAGGAUACAAGUUUAAGGAGGGACAUUUAGAGAUUGUCGAUAUAAGUAGCCUAGACAUUCUGUCUAGCGUUCAAGAUUAUUUUCUGAAGAAAACCGGCGAGCGGACGGUACCACGUAUAUUUAUUGAAGAGGAGUGUAUUGGUGGAUGCUCUGACUUGGUGCCUCUGGAUAGCAGUGGGAAACUAGAAACCAGAUUGCAGUCUAUUGGAGCCUUGCAGUAAGAGCACGGUAAUCAGAUGAGCUGAUCGUCAUUUCCUGUUAAUUAUCAUCAUAUGAAUUAUAAAUGAUAUCAUUAUCUACAGAAUACUCUUCUGAUACUUUGCAUGCAUUUUAUAAACAAUAAAAACAA